Messenger RNA from Dovyalis caffra, 1473 nucleotides. The record is from the annotation of a GenBank genome assembly. Lineage: Eukaryota; Viridiplantae; Streptophyta; Magnoliopsida; Malpighiales; Salicaceae.
AUGGCAUCAUCGCCCCUAUCAUGCUCGGCUUCUGACCUCUACCCCCUCCUGGGCGAUGCUGCCAAUGCCACCGCUGCUGCAGAAUUCAUUUGUGGCCGCUUUGAGGCCAUCUCCAACAAAUUCGUAGAUACAGGCUAUGCAUUGGAUAAUACCUACCUUCUCUUUUCUGCAUACUUGGUCUUCGCAAUGCAGCUCGGGUUCGCCAUGCUCUGUGCUGGUUCUGUCCGAGCGAAAAACACAAUGAACAUCAUGCUAACAAAUGUUCUUGACGCUGCAACCGGGGGUCUUUUUUACUAUAUCUUUGGUUUUGCUCUUGCAUUUGGCACACCAUCAAAUGGAUUCAUCGGCCGACACUUCUUUGGCCUUAGCGAGUUCCCGUCAUCAUCGUUUGAUUACGGUUACUUUCUCUAUCAAUGGGCUUUUGCUAUAGCAGCAGCAGGAAUCACAAGUGGUUCAAUAGCAGAAAGAACUCAGUUUAUUGCUUAUUUGGUAUAUUCCUCUUUCUUGACUGGUUUGGUUUAUCCCAUUGUUUCACAUUGGUUCUGGUCUGCUGAUGGCUGGGCUAGCCCUGCAAGAGCAGAAAAUCUCCUGUUUGGUACUGGGGUUAUCGAUUUUGCUGGAUCUGGUGUUGUCCAUUUGGUUGGUGCCAUUGCUGGUUUGUGGGGUGCAAUCAUUGAAGGUCCCCGUAUUGGCCGGUUUGACCAUUCUGGUCGUGCUGUUUCUCUACGUGGACACAGUGCCACAUUGGUUGUUUUAGGCACUUUCUUGUUGUGGUUUGGUUGGUAUGGAUUCAAUCCUGGUUCAUUUAUCAACAUCUUGAAAGCUUAUGGUGAAAGUGGGUCCUAUUAUGGACAAUGGAGCGCUGUUGGGAGGACAGCGGUGACCACAACUCUAGCAGGUAGCACGGCUGCAUUGACCACUCUCUUUAGCAAGAGGCUGUUGGUUGGUCACUGGAAUGUCACUGAUGUUUGCAAUGGCUUGCUUGGCGGGUUUGCUGCCAUAACUGGUGGGUGCUCUGUUGUCGACCCAUGGGCGGCAGUUCUUUGCGGUUUUGUAGCUGCUUGGGUUCUUAUUGGGUGCAACAAGCUGGCUGAGAAGUUCCAUUACGAUGAUCCUUUGGAGGCAGCACAGCUUCAUGGAGGCUGUGGAUCUUGGGGGAUUAUAUUUACUGCAUUGUUUGCAAAGGAGGCCUAUGUGAAUGAGGUUUAUCCAGGCCAACCAGGGAGGCCUUAUGGAUUGUUCAUGGGAGGUGGCGCUAGGCUCUUAGCUGCUCAUAUUGUCCAGAUAUUGGUGAUUGUGGCUUGGGUGAGCGUCACUAUGGGGACAGUGUUUUUUUUUCUGCAUAAGUUGAAGCUUUUGAGGAUCACAGCAGAAGAAGAGAUGGCAGGAAUGGACUUGACGAGCCAUGGUGGGCUUGCUUAUGAGUAUAAUGAUAAUGAAGAAGAAAUUAAAAAGCAGCUAGGUGUUGCCUGA